Messenger RNA from Diabrotica virgifera virgifera (western corn rootworm), 636 nucleotides. RefSeq lists its product as uncharacterized. Gene Ontology annotation, biological process: negative regulation of protein kinase activity. Bases 174 to 596 code for a protein of 140 amino acids. Gene Ontology annotation, molecular function: cAMP-dependent protein kinase inhibitor activity. The record is from RefSeq and is a predicted model, not a curated record. The transcript has 3 exons. Lineage: Eukaryota; Metazoa; Arthropoda; Insecta; Coleoptera; Chrysomelidae.
AUGGCCAUCUGUCAAGUUUUGACAAUUCAGUCAAAAAUUUAUACCAUUUUUAACUUAGUUAUGCAGCAUAAUAAUUCACUGAUUGAUAUGUAAUCCAUUCAGUAGCUCUGCAUUAAUAUGAAGAUACUUUAAGUGCUUGAAAUUCAAAAAACUGAAAUUUCUAUGUGUUAAAAAUGCUAGCAGUGAUGGAGGCAUCUCAAAGUACUGCAGGUCCAAGUAAUACAAAUCAGGUUCCUGCUGUGACACCAGAAGAACAGGCUGCUAAUGCAAAAGACUUUUUAUCUUCUGGUCGGACUGGAAGGCGAAAUGCCCUAGCUGAUAUUUUAAAUCCAGAACAAAUCAUUGAAUUAAGGUCAAUUUCCCCAAGCAGUGUUAAGAGUAACGAAACCUCAAACAAAAGUGAAAAUGAUGAAGAAGAUAAAGAGGAAAAUUCACUCGAAGUGAAAGAAAAGAAGAUUCACUCCAAAGAAAAGAAAGUAUCGACCAAAUUAAAAGAUUCCAAGAAAAAUAAUGAAAUGAUAUUUGAAACUGAUGCAACCGACCUACCUGAUUCGAUAAUCCUGAUAAACGAUGAAAUUUUACAAAAAACAAAAUAAUUUAUUUUUAAUAUUUUAGACCAAUAAAUUAUUAAAAAAA